Molecule: messenger RNA, 2142 nt
Organism: Fusarium oxysporum Fo47
Lineage: Eukaryota; Fungi; Ascomycota; Sordariomycetes; Hypocreales; Nectriaceae
Product: glycoside hydrolase superfamily
Exons: 3
Coding region: 1-2142 (713 amino acids)
Biological process (GO): arabinan catabolic process; xylan catabolic process
Cellular component (GO): plant-type cell wall
Molecular function (GO): xylan 1,4-beta-xylosidase activity; alpha-L-arabinofuranosidase activity
Source: RefSeq, a predicted model, not a curated record
AUGUUGCUCAAUCUUCAGGUCGCUGCCAGCGCUUUAUCGCUUUCUCUUUUGAAUGGGCUAGCUACAGCUGCUACGCCUUACACCUUGCCCGACUGUACGAAAGGACCUCUGAGCAAGAAUGGAAUUUGCGAUACGUCGUUAUCCCCUGCUAAAAGAGCUGCUGCUUUGGUCGCUGCUCUGACGCCCGAAGAGAAAGUGGGCAAUCUGGUCAGUAAUGCAACUGGUGCACCAAGGAUCGGACUUCCAAGGUACAACUGGUGGAACGAAGCCCUCCAUGGCCUCGCUGGAUCUCCAGGUGGUCGCUUUGCUGAUACCCCUCCCUACAACGCCGCCACAUCGUUUCCCAUGCCUCUUCUCAUGGCAGCUGCUUUCGAUGAUGAUUUGAUUCAUGACAUCGGCAAUGUCGUCGGCACCGAAGCGCGUGCGUUCACCAACGGUGGCUGGCGCGGAGUUGACUUCUGGACACCCAAUGUCAACCCCUUCAAAGAUCCACGAUGGGGUCGUGGCUCCGAAACUCCCGGUGAAGAUGCUCUUCAUGUCAGCCGCUAUGCUCGACCUUUCCAAGAGUGUACUCGCGAUGCCAAGGUUGGCUCCAUCAUGUGCGCUUACAACGCCGUCAAUGGCAUCCCUGCGUGCGCAAACUCGUAUCUUCAGGAGACUAUCCUCAGAGGGCACUGGAACUGGACAAGAGAUAACAACUGGAUCACUAGUGAUUGUGGAGCUAUGCAGGAUAUUUGGCAGAAUCACAAGUAUGUCAAGACGAACGCUGAAGGUGCCCAGGUGGCUUUUGAGAAUGGAAUGGACUCCAGCUGCGAGUAUACUACUACCAGCGACGUCUCCGAUUCCUAUAAGCAAGGUCUCUUGACCGAGAAGCUCAUGGAUCGUUCGUUGAAACGUCUUUUCGAAGGUCUUGUUCAUACUGGUUUUUUCGACGGCGCCAAAGCACAAUGGAACUCGCUCAGCUUUGCCGAUGUCAACACCAAGGAGGCACAGGACCUAGCACUCAGGUCUGCUGUCGAGGGUGCAGUUCUUUUAAAGAACGAUGGUACGCUACCCCUUAAGCUCAAGAAAAAGGAUAGCGUUGCUUUGAUUGGAUUCUGGUCCAACGACACAUCCAAGCUCCAGGGCGGAUAUAGUGGACGUGCUCCAUUCCUCCAUAGCCCGCUGUACGCAGCUGAGAAGCUUGGUCUUGACACCAACUUGGCCUGGGGCCCAACACUGCAGAACAGCUCCUCCCAUGAUAACUGGACUACCAAUGCUGUUGCUGCUGCGAAGAAAUCUGAUUACAUCCUGUACUUUGGAGGUCUCGACGCUUCAGCCGCAGGCGAGGACAGAGACCGCGAAAAUCUUGACUGGCCCGAGAGCCAGUUGACUCUUCUCCAAAAGCUCUCUAGUCUCGGCAAGCCAUUGGUUGUGAUUCAGCUAGGUGAUCAAGUCGAUGACACUGCUCUUUUGAAGAACAAGAAGAUCAACAGUAUUCUUUGGGUAAACUACCCUGGUCAAGAUGGCGGUACUGCGGUCAUGGACUUACUCACCGGACGAAAGAGUCCAGCGGGUCGACUACCCGUCACGCAGUAUCCCAGUAAAUACACUGAGCAAAUUGGCAUGACCAACAUGGACCUGAGACCUACCAAGUCAUUGCCAGGAAGGACUUAUCGCUGGUACUCUACUGCAGUUCUGCCCUAUGGCUUUGGACUCCACUACACUACCUUCAAAGCCAAGUUCAAGUCCAACAAGUUGAACUUUGACAUCCAGAAGCUUCUCAAGGGCUGCAGUGCUCAAUACUCUGAUACUUGUGCUCUGCCCCCCAUUCAAGUCAGCAUCAAGAACACUGGUAGUAUUACCUCUGACUUUGUGUCUCUCGUCUUUAUCAAGAGUGAAGUUGGGCCGAAGCCGUAUCCGCUCAAGACACUUGCGGCUUAUGGUCGCUUGCAUGAUGUCGCGCCAUCUUCGACGAAGGAUAUCUCACUUGAGUGGACGUUGGAUAACAUUGCACGAAGGGGAGAGAAUGGUGAUUUGGUUGUUUAUCCGGGGACUUACACCCUGUUGCUGGAUGAGCCUACGCAAGCGAAGAUCGAAGUCACGUUGACUGGAAAGAAGGCUACUUUGGACAAGUGGCCUCAAGACCCCAAGUCAGCCUGA